Messenger RNA from Eupeodes corollae, 982 nucleotides. RefSeq lists its product as uncharacterized. The transcript has 2 exons. The coding region runs from base 440 to 871 and encodes 143 amino acids. NCBI's taxonomy places the organism in Eukaryota, Metazoa, Arthropoda, Insecta, Diptera, Syrphidae. The record is from RefSeq and is a predicted model, not a curated record.
CCAAUUGUAAAAACAAUAAAUAUGCAAUAUAAAAUUUUUCAUUGCGGCACACAACAUGAAACUUGUUAGCCAUAAAUUCAAGAAAACCCAAAAUCACGUUCCACACCACCACCGACCGCACUCACUACUGACAGAUGAACAAGUUACAUUCGACAAAAAACAUGGGUUUUAAAAACAAAAAUGAAAUACGAAUAAAAAUAAAAAUAAAAUAUCCCAGCAAGCGAGCAUUGUUCGAUAAUUAAGUCAAUUAAAUUAUUUAGCUGUCAGUUGAUGGUGGCUGCCUCUUGUUUUAUUCAUACGAUUUUAAUUGUUUCAAUGCAGCAGCAGCACCACCAGUAGCUGAUGUACGUACGAACCAUCACUAUACGAGGAGUAUACCCUAUACAACUUUAUAGGUAGAUAAAAGGUAUACGGAGCGGAGGUACAUCCAAGUGCAGUGAUGCAGAAGUUUCCACUCCGGAAUCAAUGUAAGCCGAACAACAAUAAGGCAUUUGGAAGCAGUGACACCCACAUUCAAAUAAAAGGACGAGAACGAGAACAGCAAGGACGAGAUUGUUACAGUUGCAGUCCUCACAAAAUGCCACCACCUGCACCUGCAACUGCAACUGCUUUUGCACCUCAAAGGACACAACAAAGGAUAUACCAACCAAUAGCAUCUGAUGCUACUUCACUUGAAAAACGUCAAUUGUCAAUGGAAAAGCCAGCAGUGAAAGUUUGUAGUCGAGUUUUUACCAAAGAAGGGGCUGAUGCUGAAAAUGUUGCCACUUGGAAUGAUGUUUUGAGUAGGAGCAGUUUUUGUAGUAUUCGUAAAGACUACUCCAAGCACAAAUUGAAGCAGGACCAAAAACAGAAGCAGCAUCAGACGACAUAAAUGUUCAAAAGAUCCUUGUAGAGAUUCAACAAACCAUCAAAAGGAUAAGGAUUCCAAAUAAUGCAACCGAACCAGUAUUGCAACAGCAACCAGCAGCAAAAGCAAUACGAA